Molecule: messenger RNA, 973 nt
Organism: Scaptodrosophila lebanonensis
Lineage: Eukaryota; Metazoa; Arthropoda; Insecta; Diptera; Drosophilidae
Gene: HemK2
Product: methyltransferase N6AMT1
Exons: 1
Coding region: 27-704 (225 amino acids)
Biological process (GO): methylation
Cellular component (GO): eRF1 methyltransferase complex
Molecular function (GO): protein methyltransferase activity; nucleic acid binding; S-adenosylmethionine-dependent methyltransferase activity
Source: RefSeq, a predicted model, not a curated record
UCACCACUGAAAUAUCAUAGUUUGGCAUGGAGACCCCUUACACAGACCAUCUGACGUCACAUGAGUACGAACACGUCUAUGAACCUGCAGAGGAUACAUUUCUCUUAUUAGAUGCAUUGGAGGCUGAUUUAACAUUUCUUGAUAACUUGCAGCCUCGUCUCUGCCUUGAGAUAGGGUCUGGCAGUGGCGUUAUUAUUACAGCCUUAGCCAAACGAUUCUCCCAUGGUGCCCUCUGCCUAGCCACAGACAUAAAUGAGCAUGCCUGCAACGCCACGAAAAGCACGGCUAAUCGCAAUGCCACGAAAGUAGAAAGCAUUCGCUGCAACUUAGCCAGCGCUCUCCGUACGCGCAGUGUCGAUGUGCUACUCUUUAAUCCGCCAUAUGUAGUGACUAGCGAUGAGGAAUUGCAUAACCAACUAUUUGAGGCCAGCCCGGAGAGUCGACACAUCAACAUGUCUACACAACGCAACCUAGUCUCUUCAUGGGCCGGUGGGAAAGAUGGGCGUCGCAUUACAGACAUCUUAUUACAGCAAUUGAAUGACAUUCUAUCGCCGCAGGGCGUUUUCUAUUUAUUACUCCUACGCGAGAACAAACCAGAUGAAAUUAUCGAUAAGCUAGUUAGUCUUAACUUUAAGGCUGUCAAGUAUAUGGAACGUCGUAUUCCCGGCGAAUAUUUGUACAUAUUAAAAAUAACUAGAUCUUAGUUCACCGGCAGUAUGUUAUACAAUAAAUCGGUGACUUGAAUUUGCAAUAGUAUACAUAUAAACAAAUGAAUUGGGAAUAGCUAAAAGCUGAAUACUGUAACUAUCCAAAUCAAAAAUAUUAGUGAUUGCCUAAAUCACCACAAAAUUUCGUUUCUAUCUCUGUGGCCGAAGGAUGAAAGAAACAAAACCAUAGCGCAUGAAAUUCAAAAUAAACAUUCAAACCUGGAAAAACUAAAAAUGCAGAAGUGUAGUGGCAUAUUUUGAAUUUU